This is a messenger RNA of Carassius auratus (goldfish), 6060 nucleotides long. It is a transcript of the gene insra, whose product is annotated as insulin receptor a. The record is from RefSeq and is a predicted model, not a curated record. Gene Ontology annotation, molecular function: insulin receptor substrate binding; ATP binding; phosphatidylinositol 3-kinase binding. Gene Ontology annotation, biological process: glucose homeostasis; positive regulation of kinase activity; protein autophosphorylation. The coding region runs from base 653 to 4975 and encodes 1440 amino acids. The transcript has 21 exons. Gene Ontology annotation, cellular component: insulin receptor complex; plasma membrane; axon. NCBI's taxonomy places the organism in Eukaryota, Metazoa, Chordata, Actinopteri, Cypriniformes, Cyprinidae.
AUAUUGCAUUUUUAUUCCCCUUUUUUUCUCCGCGAGAGAGUUAAAGACGAGUAAGCCAGCUUUGAAGAAUCAGCUUCACUUCGUUGUAUUGAUUGAUCUGUGGAAGAAAGGCAACUGCUCGUCAGCCAAGCGACACAGAAAGACUGCAUGUGGAGCAUUUGUGCUGGAAAUCUCAGCGACUGCAGUGUUUUCAGCAGACGCCUCCAGAACUAUACGAUUCACUAGACUGCCAGCUUACAUGUUCGCCGUGAGGAACAGCACGGAGAAACUACCGCGUGUGUGACCCGUAAACGCUCGCAGUCAGCAGGAGCGUGAUUAACGUUACUGGGAAAAAGUACAUAUUGAAAUCUGUCCGAUAAGAAAUCAUGGAAAUCUUGGACGAUUUGCAGCAGCACUAUCUGCAAUUUAUAAAUCUGAAGACAGUUUAUUAGAACUAUAAGAUAUUUGCAUCUGCAACAAAAAGACGCUCAAUUGAUUAUUUCGGCCUGCGCUCGGUGUGCCAAGCCAUUCCUUCCCGAGCUCCGCCAGUUUUUCCAUGUUUUAAUCUGCGCAAGUGCUGGAUAAAUAUAUGCAAUCGAUUGGAAAUGAUUCGUCCGCUCUUUAUAAAUGAUGCAUUCCACGUGCUUUAUAUGUGCGGAUUGUUUUAUAGUGAAUGAAAGUCGUAGCUCGCACUGUCGUUAGCUUAGCGCUCGAGCGUCUGCAUCAGUGCGCGCGACAGCAGAGCGGAUUGAACACGUUGAAUUUUCCUCUCCGCCCAUUUUUUUCUGAGGGGGGUGACAGAGGGCUUUUUCUGUUCUUUUUCAUUUUUAUCUUCCAAAACAACACUGGACUAUUAAAACAGAUCGUUACCCACACCAAGACGUACUCGGAGGGGAUUUUUGGACGGAUUUUCGGUUCCCCCGGUGUCAAAAUGCGGCUGCGGACUUUGAUUGUUUUGGUUGCGUCUGUCUACACUGUUUGCAACUGUCAACAAACAAAUGGAGAAAUUUGCUCAAGUAAAGACAUCAGGAAUAACGUGACCAACCUGCGGGUGCUCGAAAACUGCACCAUAAUCGAAGGCCACUUAAAGAUCCUGCUCAUGUUCACAACCAAACCAGAGGAUUUCCGUGGCCUGAGUUACCCCAAGCUGACAGUAGUGACAGACUACCUGCUCUUGUUCCGCGUUUAUGGCCUGGAGAGCCUCAGCGACCUAUUUCCCAACCUCACAGUGGUGCGCGGCAAUAAUCUCUUCUUCAACUAUGCACUUGUGUUGUUUGAGAUGCUGCAGCUGAAAGAGAUCGGCCUUCACAGCCUGAUGAACAUCACCCGUGGAGCCGUGCGUGUGGAAAAGAACCCCGACCUCUGCUACCUCUCCACCCUCGACUGGUCCAUGAUCCUUGACUCGGUCGAGGACAACUACAUCAUGUUCAAUAAGAAUGAUCGAGAGUGUGGAGAUGUCUGCCCCGGCACGGUUCAAGGCAAGACCACCUGCCCCCUCACCACCAUCAACGGGGACUUCAGCGAGCGCUGCUGGAACCAGAAGCAUUGCCAGAGAAUGUGCCCAUCCUCAUGCAAGCACCGCGCCUGCACUAAAGACAACCAGUGCUGCCACGACCAGUGUCUGGGCGGCUGCUUGGAGCCCCACUCUCCGAGCAAAUGUGUGGCCUGCCGCAACUACAUGCACAAUAACGCCUGCGUUGACAAGUGCCCACCUGGUUUCUACACCUUUAAGGGCUGGCGCUGCGUCAGCUUCAGCUUUUGCCAGGAGCUCCAUAACAAGUGCAAGCAGGGCAAAGGUGACUGCCACGAAUACGUCAUCCACAACGGCGCCUGCAUCCCAGAGUGCCCUUCUGGGUACACCACUGUGAACUCCACUACGUUGAACUGCACCCCUUGCGCUGGCCUCUGUCCCAAAGUGUGCAUGGGGCUGAAGACAGUGGACUCAGUCACUGCAGCGCAGGCUCUGAGAGGAUGCACUGUGAUCAAUGGCAGUUUGGUCAUCAACAUCCGCGGAGGGAAUAACAUUGCUGCAGAGCUGGAAGCUAACUUGGGACAGCUUGAGGAGAUCACCGGCUACCUGACUGUACGACACUCGUAUGCCCUAGUCUCUCUGUCUUUCCUUCGCAAGCUCAGAAUCGUCCAUGGAGAGACACAGGAAGUUGGGAAUUAUUCCUUCUACGCCCUGGAUAACCAGAACCUGCGUCAGCUGUGGGACUGGUCCAAACACAACCUGACCAUCAAGCAGGGUCGCAUGUUUUUCCAUCAUAAUUCUAAACUCUGCAUGUCAGAGAUCCGGAAGAUGGAGGAGGUGACGGGCACUAAGAACCGGCAAACAAAGAACGACAUUGUCUCAAAGACCAAUGGAGAUCAGGCUUCAUGUGAGAGCCAGGUUUUGAAGUUCACACAGAUUCGCACACUUUCUGACAAGAUCAUAAUUAAAUGGGAGCCUUUCUGGCCACCAGAUUUUCGAGACCUCCUGGGAUUCAUGGUUUUAUACAAAGAGGCGCCAUAUAAGAACGUGACUGAGUUUGACGGUCAGGACGCAUGUGGCUCUAACAGCUGGGUCAUAGCAGAUGUAGACCCUCCGCCCCGCGCCACAGACGGAAAGGAACAGCAGGAACCCGGGUACCUCAUCCUCCCUCUGAAGCCGUGGACGCAGUACGCCAUCAUGGUCAAAACCCAGCUCUCCGCUUCUGAUGAACACCAAGUCCACGGAGCGAAGAGUGAAAUCAUUUAUGUCCGCACCAAUGCUACCAAACCCUCUGUGCCCCUGGACCCCAUAUCCUCAUCCAACUCCUCAUCUCAGAUCAUACUGAAGUGGAAGCCCCCUAAUGAUCCAAAUGGAAACAUCACACACUACCUUGUCUUCUGCCAGCAGCAACCAGAAGCCAGCGAGCUCUAUAAGUUUGAUUACUGUCAGAAAGGUAUGAAGCUGCCCACCAGAGCCCCCACACACGUGGACAGUGAAGAGGAACAUAAGUGGAACCAAACUGAAGAGCAGGGCCAAGGUAGCCGCUGCUGCGCUUGCCCCAAAACCGAGAAAGAGCUGAAGAAAGAGGCGGAAGAGACAGAGUACCGCAAAACCUUCGAGAACUACCUCCAUAAUGAAGUGUUCGAGCUCAGAACAUCAAGACAGCGUCGAUCUCUGGUGGGUAUUGCCAACAGGACCUCGUCUCGUUUUUUCACUACGCCUUCUUCACUGCCCAACGGCUCUGCCACUCGUAGCCCAGAGGAGGAAGCUGAAGCCAAUAAGGUUUCCCUGAUUGUUCAGACCAAGGAGUCGACGGUCAUCUCCAAUCUGCGCCAUUUCACCAGCUACCAGAUCGAAAUCCAUGCCUGCAACCAUGAGACCGACCCCUCUCGCUGCAGUAUGGCGGCCUAUGUCAGUGCCCGAACCAUGCCUGAAGAAAAAGCAGAUGACAUUGUAGGGCAGAUAAUCUGUGAGGUGUCUGAGUACUCCGUACACAUCCGGUGGAUGGAGCCUAAGGCCCCUAACGGCAUGAUUAUUCUCUAUGAAGUCCAUUAUAAGAGACUGGGAGAUACAGAGGAGCUGCACCAUUGCGUAUCCAGGAAAAAUUAUAUUGCAGACGGAGGCUGCAAGCUGAGAGUAGUGCAUCCUGGGAACUAUACAGUGCGGAUCAGAGCCACCUCUCUGGCAGGCAAUGGAUCAUGGACAGAGCCAAAACACUUCUAUGUAGAAGACCUACGUAUGGACCCUAACAUACUGAAGAUUGUGAUUGGUCCUGUGAUCUGUGGCAUUCUACUCUUGGUGAUGGGAGUUGUGGGCUUUUCCAUGUUCAAGAAAAAGCAAACAGAAGGUCCGACUGGGCGUCUUUAUACCUCUCCAAAUCCAGAGUAUUUCAGCCCAGAUGAGGUGUAUGAGCCAGACGAGUGGGAGGUGCCUCGUGAAAAGAUUAACUUGUUGAGAGAGUUAGGCCAGGGAUCAUUCGGCAUGGUGUAUGAGGGCAUCGGAAAGGACAUAGUUAAAGGUGAGCCGCAGAUCCGUGUCGCGGUGAAGACGGUUAAUGAGUCGGCCAGCCUCAGAGAGAGGAUUGAGUUCCUCAACGAAGCUUCUGUGAUGAAGGCAUUCAGCUGCCACCAUGUGGUGAGGCUGCUGGGAGUGGUGUCUAAAGGCCAGCCGACUCUGGUUGUGAUGGAGCUCAUGACACACGGAGAUCUAAAGAGUUUCCUGCGUUCUCUCAGACCUGACUCAGAGAAUAAUCCAGGUCGGCCUCCUCCAACGCUGAAAGAGAUGAUUCAGAUGGCUGCAGAAAUAGCAGAUGGCAUGGCUUACCUCAACGCCAAGAAGUUUGUGCACCGAGACCUUGCUGCCAGGAACUGCAUGGUGGCCGAAGACCUGACUGUGAAAAUUGGAGAUUUUGGCAUGACUAGAGACAUUUAUGAGACCGAUUACUACAGAAAGGGUGGGAAGGGCCUGCUUCCUGUGAGAUGGAUGGCCCCUGAGUCGCUGAAGGAUGGAGUUUUCACAGCUCACUCAGAUUGCUGGUCAUUUGGCGUGGUGUUAUGGGAGAUCAGUACUCUGGCUGAGCAACCAUACCAAGGGCUGUCCAAUGAACAGGUCCUUAAGUUUGUGAUGGAGGGAGGAUAUCUGGACAGACCAGACAACUGUGCAGACAGAUUGCAUAGCCUGAUGCAAAUGUGCUGGAAUUACAAUCCCAAAAUGAGGCCCACCUUCCAGGAGAUCAUCGAGAUGCUCCGGGAGGAUCUGCAUCCCUCGUUUCAGGAGGUCUCCUUCUUCUACAGCGAGGAGAACAAGCCGCCUGAGACGGAAGAGUUUGAUAUGGAUAUGGAGAACAUGGAGAGCAUCCCGCUGGACCCUUCCUCGUACUCUCAGAGGGAGUGCGGUCUAGACGGAGACGAGGGCUCAUCCGUGGGCCUUCGGGGAAGUUAUGAGGAACACGUGCCAUAUACACACAUGAAUGGCAGCAAGAAAAAUGGACGCAUCUUAUCCCUACCCCGAUCUAACCCUUCUUAAUAUUAAUAACCCCAUCAAGCUAUAUUAGAUUGUUUUUCAUAAUUUUAUAGAUUAACUUUUAUCGAGCUCUAUAUCAGAAGCCCUUCAGAAAGUAAUCUCAGGACAUUUGUUUUCUUCUUUACUGCCUCAGUAUGACGACGAUGAUGAUGAUGAUACAGGGUGCAGGUUUUUUUUUCUUGUAUUUAAAGAUACACAUCAACUGCUUUUUUUCUGUCUUUUGUUGUUUUGUUUAAAUAUUUGCCAAGUUUCAAGGACUGGUCAAAUGGAACAAACUGUGAAAUGAACCUCAGACAACCAGAAGGCUGCUUUAAACCUUACAUCUCCUCAUCCACCAACAGAUUCUCCCAGACUCUCUCCAGAAAAAGACAGAAUCUAGAAGAAAUUACGAGAGAAACAAUAAAGUGACCUUACUCUGUUUGUGGCCUAGGUCAUGACAACACGGAGUCGUGUCUCAAUCUGUACACUUUGGUGGCAAACCUGUUGAACUUGGGAACUGUAGGAUGACAUGAAGCGUCCUUCCAAGAACAAACUGUCUACAGUGGAAGCCUGUACAAGACACUGCUUUUCUACCUGCUACUCAGUAUUCCAGACUAGACAGAGAACGAACCGAUUUUUGGACUCUUAUUUUUUUAUUUAUUUGCCUACCUGUGCUCUUUCCCUUCUUUUCUCUUCCCCUUCCCCCGGUGUUCACACAUUUACAGCUGAAGGAUAUUUAAAACUGUUUUCAGGACUUUUGACUAAAAGAGUUCCUCAGAUUGACCAAUAGUUGCUGCUUUGAUAUAUUUUAGUGGGUAUAGAUGAUGAGAAAAAAAAAAAAUAUAUAAAUAUAUUAUUGAUGUUUUUGUACAUAGAUGAUAUGUUGUCAUUUCGAGAGUUAUCGCCGGAUGUAGAAAUGUUUUUACAUGUUUGUCUCGAAUCCUUAUUUUUUCUAAUCUGAAAAUCAUACUAAUCAUCCUGGACCUCUGAUCAGCCAGCAGCUCCCAAGAUGCACAGGAGUAUCUAGACGCCUUCAGCUUCAGAUGUCAAAUCUUGAUAUCAAUGGAAAUAACUGCUGUAAAUAAAGCAGUGAGGUGCAUUCAACAAGA